AUGACCGCACAAUCUCCCUUUCAAACUCCUAAAGACCUCCGAGACUGGGGAUGGCAUGACGCUGCCAAGAUAUCGCAAGCUUACGAUGACCUCAGCAGCAUCUGGUGGGGAGCUGAUGUGGCACUGAAGGGCCUUCAGCUUCCUUGGAAGACAGAUGCCCAAGAGGGUCCCAAUCGUCUCACCAUUAUAGUGCACCAGGACCCCACUGCAGAUAUCAGUGUUGAUAAGCAAACUUACGAGGUCGACGGAAAAGAAUACCGGGCUUCGGACGCUGAUUACACUAUGACUAUGAAUCUGCAAGAUGGUGUUAUCAUUGCCAUAAGUCGCAAAGGCCCAGAUACGGCAGGCAAGGAGCGAGAGCCGCCGCUGAAACCAGAAGACAUGCCAAAACUCCACCAAUUCUCCGAUGUUGGCUGGAUAAAAUGGAAGGCCAUGGCCGAGGCGAAUAAUCUUCCUGUUAACAAUCUUCGGUAUUUCCUAUCGCUUGGGAUCGCGAACACACAGACGUUAUCAGUGUGCGAGAGGAUUUUCAGGGAUAAUAACCUAGCAAUGAAGAGGUGGCCUGGAGACAUGUUUCUAGCCGGCACAUGGGAGUUCCGUGCUAUCUUGGGAACCCCGAACGUACAAGGCUUUGGGUACAUGCUGGUUCAACACAAGGCAGAUCUGGGCAACAUGUUCAUCAGUAAAAUCCAUGUUUUCCUGUGCGAAAGCAACGAUGUUUGCAUUGUCGCAUUUGUGUCCCAACCAGUGGCCGCUCCAGUGCAAGAUGCAAUGGUCGGAUCGAUAGUCAUCUCGGAUCAGGUCGACAGACGCGACGAAGGAAGUAACGUCAUGCGUCUCCACAAGAUCUUCGCGAAGCUGUGA
This is a messenger RNA of Alternaria arbusti, 864 nucleotides long. RefSeq lists its product as uncharacterized. Bases 1 to 864 code for a protein of 287 amino acids. Lineage: Eukaryota; Fungi; Ascomycota; Dothideomycetes; Pleosporales; Pleosporaceae. The transcript is spliced from 2 exons. The record is from RefSeq and is a predicted model, not a curated record.